AUGGUGGAUCACUAUGGGCAUGGUAGCAGUGUUAAAAGCCAGGCUGGUCGAGAAGAUCAAGACAUGGAUGGUCGCAAAAUUAGUAUAGGUGACUGUGCUCUUUUCAAACCACCCCAGGAUUCUCCACCUUUCAUUGGACUAAUUCGUUGGUUUAGAUUGAAUAAAGAGAAUAAUCUACAGUUAGGGGUUAAUUGGCUUUAUCGACCAGCUGAAGUGAAGCUUGGCAAAGGCAUCCUGUUGGACGCCACGCCAAACGAAAUCUUCUAUUCCUUCCAUAAGGAUGAGAUUCCUGCUGCAUCAUUACUCCAUCCAUGUAAAGUUGCAUUCCUUCCUAAGGGUGUCGAACUGUCUCCAGGGAUAUCCUCACUUGUGUGUUGGCAAGUUUAUGACAUUGAAAACAAGUGUCUGUGGUGGUUAACUGAUCAGGACUAUAUUAAUGAGUGGCAAGAAGAAGUAGAUCGUCUAUUAUAUAAAACACGAAGAGAAAUGCAUGCAACAGUGCAGCCUGGUGCCCAUUCUCCCAAACCAAUAAAUGGCCCGCUGUUGAAACCUGGUUCAGAUAAUGUACAAGCUGGUGUCACUUCCUAUCCUUCUCAGGUUAAGGGAAAGAAAAGGGAGCAGGGAGAUCAGGGCUCUGAGCCUGUCAAACGUGAACGUUCCUCAAGAACAGAUGAUGGUGAUUCCAGUCUGUUUAAAGCUGAAAGUACUAUGAAGUCAGAGAUUGCCAAAAUAACUGAAAAAGGAGGGCUUGUAGAUUCUGAAGGAGUUGAGAAACUGGUGCAACUGAUGCAACUCAAUAGAGGCGAAAGGAAGAUGGAUUUAGUUAGCUGCUCAGUGCUUGCUGGUGUGUUAGCAGCCACAGAUAAGUUUGACUGCCUUGUGCGUUUUGUGCAACUCAAGGGUUUGCCAGUGUUCGAUGAAUGGCUUCAAGAUGUCCAUAAAGGGAAGGUUGGUGAUAGUGGUGCCCCAAAAGAUGGUGAUAAAUCUGUGGAGGAAUUUCUCUUAGUUUUACUUCGUGCACUUGAUAAGCUCCCUGUGAAUCUUCAUGCCCUACAAAUGUGCAACAUCGGUAGAUCUGUGAAUCAUUUACGUACACACAAAAACUUGGAAAUUCAGAAGAAGGUAAGGACAUUAGUUGACAUGUGGAAGAAACGGGUUGAGGCUGAAAUGAAUAUUAUUGAUGCAAAGUCUGGUUCCACUCAGGUUGUUUCAUGGCCUUCUAAAUCACGUCUACCUGAGGUUUCUCAUGGUGGGAGCAGAGAUUCUGGUGGGUCCUCCGAGGUAACUAUGAAGAGCUCCGUUGCACAGCUUUCUGCAUCUAAAACUCCUCCAGUUAAGUCUGUUCAGGUUGAAACUGCUGCAAAGUCUGCAUCCUCAUCUCCGGGGCCAAUUAAAUCGGUGCUUUCCCCUGCAUCAGGUAAGGAUGGUCAGCCUAGAAUUUCAGCUUGUAGUGCAUUUGACAUCGCUUUAACAACAGCAAGGGAGGACAAGAUCAGCAGCCCCGGUCAGUCUCACAACCACUGCCAGUCUUUCUCGGGAAAGGAGGACGCAAGGAGCUCUACUGCAGGGUCAAUGAGUGUCAAUAAGAUCUCUAGUGGUGCUCGACAUCGAAAAUCAAUUAAUAGCUUCCCUGGGUCAGUUGUAUGUGGAGGUAAAAAAGAAUCUGAGUCGAGCAGAAGUUCUUCACUUCACAGAAAUUUGGCUUCUGAACAAUUAUCACAGUCUGGUCUAACAUGUGAAAAGGCACUUGACAUCCCCAUUGUGGAUAGUAACAGUCACAACUUGAUUGUAAAGAUCCCGAACCGGGGCCGUAGUCCUGCAGAAAGUGCCAGUGGAUCCUUUGAAGAUCCUUCCAUCAUGAAUAGCAGAGCUUCUUCUCCUGUGCUUGUGGAGAAGCAUGGUCAAUUUGAUCAUAGUUUAAAGGAUAAGAGUGAUGCAUAUCAAGCUAAUGUUAUGUCUGAUGUGAAUACUGAGUCGUGGCAAAGUAAUGAUCUGAAAGAUGUGCUUACUGGAUCAGAUGAAGGUGAUGGAUCCCCUGCUGCCAUACCUGAUGAAGAGCGAAGUAGGAUCGUUGAAGACUCUAGGAAAUUAGCUGAAGUCUCAAAAGCCACUUCCUCAUCAUCCGGGAGUGAGCCCAAGUCAAAAAAAUUGCACGACACUUCUUUCAGCUCUAUAAAUGCAUUAAUUGAAAGUUGUGUUAAAUACUCUGAAGCAGCUGCAUCCAUGUCUCUUGGUGAUGAUGUUGGAAUGAACCUGCUUGCAAGUGUUGCUGCUGAAGAAAUGUCCAAGUCUGAUUUGCUAUCACCAACUGAUUCUCCACAGAGGAACACCCCAAUUGUUGAGGAUACUUGCAUGGUUGAUGAUGCCAAAUCAAAAUCAUCAUCUCGGGAUAACAUUCCUCGGGGUAUAUGUCAGCGUAGUGACCUUGGUGAUGGUGAUACUGAGAAGCAGGGUGCUUUGUGGUCUAAGGAUGGUCUACAUAUAUCUAAACUUGCUUCAGUCAACUUAUCAGAGGACAGAAAAACCACUUCUUCCUCUUGUGAAGAGAUGCCAGCCGGAGAGCACAAUGAGCACUUCAAGACUUCUAGUAGUGAUUUGCAACCUACUGCUGCUGACAGAUGCUUGGAGACUAAUGAAAAGUCAAAUGAAAUAAAAGGUGCUGCUUCCAUGUCUGUAAUGCAUGGUGAAAUAAGCUCACAUUUACCUGAGGAAAAGGCAGUUGUCAUCAUCACAACAGCUGUUGGCAUUCCAAACACUAAGCAGGUGGGAAGCAGUUCUUUGUUAACUGAGGAUAAGGUAAGCGAUGUCCUCUCAACCACAGAAGAGGAGCAGCAAUCUGUUGAAGUGGGUGAGAGUAAUGGUUUGAAUGAAGGGUCGAAUGGUGUCACUGUAGAGAAGAAGCCGCCUGCACUGGCGAUGAAUUCUGAGUGCACAGAAAGAACUGAUGGGGAAGUGGUGUGCCCUGAUUCUGGUAAAGAUGUGAUGGCAGAAAAUGUUGACCAAACAAAGGUUGAGAAAGCUGAUGAAAUGGACGAUAGGAAUUCUGUUACCAAGUCUGGAAGACAGGGAAUCGAUGAGGAAACCGACAAGCCUCCCACUAUUGAAAAUCAAGCUGGUCUGGUUCCAACUGUUACUGAUCAGAAGAGUGAUUGCAUGGAGGCAAAUGUUGAAAGUAAAGCGGAUCACCGCUCUGGUGCAGCAGUACCUUUCAAAGGGUCACAUGCAUUACCUGCCCAAGAAACAAAGCAGCAUGUGGGACCAAGGGGAUCCAAGUUGACUGGCAUUGAAGCAGACGAAACUGAGGAAUGUGCACCCACCACAACUGAGGCUUGUUUUUCUGUCACAGUGGCACCAGAUAUGGAUUCAAAACUGAAGUUUGAUUUGAAUGAAGGCUUGGUUGCGGAUGAUGGAAAAUACGGGGGCCCAAUUGAUUUCACAGGCAAUCGAUGUUCGUCUGCUCUUAAUUUACUUAAUCCAUUGCCUUUUCNAAGUAAUGAUCUGAAAGAUGUGCUUACUGGAUCAGAUGAAGGUGAUGGAUCCCCUGCUGCCAUACCUGAUGAAGAGCGAAGUAGGAUCGUUGAAGACUCUAGGAAAUUAGCUGAAGUCUCAAAAGCCACUUCCUCAUCAUCCGGGAGUGAGCCCAAGUCAAAAAAAUUGCACGACACUUCUUUCAGCUCUAUAAAUGCAUUAAUUGAAAGUUGUGUUAAAUACUCUGAAGCAGCUGCAUCCAUGUCUCUUGGUGAUGAUGUUGGAAUGAACCUGCUUGCAAGUGUUGCUGCUGAAGAAAUGUCCAAGUCUGAUUUGCUAUCACCAACUGAUUCUCCACAGAGGAACACCCCAAUUGUUGAGGAUACUUGCAUGGUUGAUGAUGCCAAAUCAAAAUCAUCAUCUCGGGAUAACAUUCCUCGGGGUAUAUGUCAGCGUAGUGACCUUGGUGAUGGUGAUACUGAGAAGCAGGGUGCUUUGUGGUCUAAGGAUGGUCUACAUAUAUCUAAACUUGCUUCAGUCAACUUAUCAGAGGACAGAAAAACCACUUCUUCCUCUUGUGAAGAGAUGCCAGCCGGAGAGCACAAUGAGCACUUCAAGACUUCUAGUAGUGAUUUGCAACCUACUGCUGCUGACAGAUGCUUGGAGACUAAUGAAAAGUCAAAUGAAAUAAAAGGUGCUGCUUCCAUGUCUGUAAUGCAUGGUGAAAUAAGCUCACAUUUACCUGAGGAAAAGGCAGUUGUCAUCAUCACAACAGCUGUUGGCAUUCCAAACACUAAGCAGGUGGGAAGCAGUUCUUUGUUAACUGAGGAUAAGGUAAGCGAUGUCCUCUCAACCACAGAAGAGGAGCAGCAAUCUGUUGAAGUGGGUGAGAGUAAUGGUUUGAAUGAAGGGUCGAAUGGUGUCACUGUAGAGAAGAAGCCGCCUGCACUGGCGAUGAAUUCUGAGUGCACAGAAAGAACUGAUGGGGAAGUGGUGUGCCCUGAUUCUGGUAAAGAUGUGAUGGCAGAAAAUGUUGACCAAACAAAGGUUGAGAAAGCUGAUGAAAUGGACGAUAGGAAUUCUGUUACCAAGUCUGGAAGACAGGGAAUCGAUGAGGAAACCGACAAGCCUCCCACUAUUGAAAAUCAAGCUGGUCUGGUUCCAACUGUUACUGAUCAGAAGAGUGAUUGCAUGGAGGCAAAUGUUGAAAGUAAAGCGGAUCACCGCUCUGGUGCAGCAGUACCUUUCAAAGGGUCACAUGCAUUACCUGCCCAAGAAACAAAGCAGCAUGUGGGACCAAGGGGAUCCAAGUUGACUGGCAUUGAAGCAGACGAAACUGAGGAAUGUGCACCCACCACAACUGAGGCUUGUUUUUCUGUCACAGUGGCACCAGAUAUGGAUUCAAAACUGAAGUUUGAUUUGAAUGAAGGCUUGGUUGCGGAUGAUGGAAAAUACGGGGGCCCAAUUGAUUUCACAGGCAAUCGAUGUUCGUCUGCUCUUAAUUUACUUAAUCCAUUGCCUUUUCCUGUUUCUUCAGUCUCCGGUAGCCUUUGUGCUUCUAUAAUGGUUGCUGCAGCCGCAAAAGGGCCCUUUGUUCCUUUAGAAGAUCUAUUGAGAAGUAAAGGGGAACUUGGAUGGAAGGGAUCAGCUGCCACCAGUGCAUUUCGCCCGGCUGAGCCCAGAAAAGUUGUGGAGAUCCCAAUGGGUAUGGAUAUUAGUCCUCUUCCUGAUGCUACUGCUAGUAAACAUGGUCGUCCUCUGUUGGAUAUUGAUCUCAAUGUGCCAGAUGAGAGAGUUCUUGAGGAUAUGGCCUCUCAGAACUUUGUUCCGGAAGAAGGUUCAACAUCUAAUCCAACAAAUAAUCAUAAUUUGUCACGGAAUGAACUGAUGGAUUCUUUGUCCGUUCGUAGCUCUGGGGGACUUAAUCUUGAUUUGAACCUAGUUGAUGAAGGUAAUGAUAUGGAGAAUUAUUCCACAAGCAGCAGUCAUAGAGUGGAGACCCCGCUCCCACAGGUGAAAUCAUCAUCUUCGUGUGGGUUUCCUAGUGUUGAGGUGAAGAGGGACUUUGAUUUAAACAGUGGGCCUGUACUGGAUGAUAUGGGCGCUGACCAAUCAUCAUUUAAUCAGCAUGGUAGGGGCAGCAUGCAAUUUCAGCCUCCUGUUGCCAGCCUUAGAAUGAACAAUCCAGAUCUAGGGAACUUCUCAUGGUUUUCAUCUGGGAACUAUCCUGGUGUCACAAUUCCAUCUGUCCUGCCUGAUAGAGGGGAGCAUCCUUUUCCAACCGUUGCACCUGGUGCGCCACAGAGAUUAUUGUGUUCUACUGGUGGUACCCUUUUUACUCCUGAUGUCUACCGGGGAUCAGUGUUGUCAUCAUCUCCUGCAGUGCCCUUUCCCUCUGUGCCCUUCCAGUACCCUGUCUUCCCUUUUGGGACAAGUUUUCCUCUGAACUCAACCACUUUUUCAGGUGGAUCAACUACUUGCAUGGAUUCAUCAUCUCUAAGGCUUGGUUUUCCUCCCGUUCAUUCACAGUUUCUUGGACCUGCUGGUGUAGUUUAUUCCAACUGUCCAACAAGGCCUUAUGUGGUUAGCCUUUCAGAUGGUAGCUGUAGUGGUGGUGUGGAGAACAAUAGAAAAUGGGGUAGGCAGAGUUUAGAUCUCAAUGCUGGCCCUGGUGUUCUGGACAUAGAAGGGAAGGAUGAGACUUUGCCUCUGGCAUCAAGGCAACUUUCUGUUACCAGUUCACAGGCAUUUGCAGAGGAGCAGGCAAGGAUAUACCAGGUGGCUGGUGGUGUUUUGAAGAGGAAGGAGCCUGAUGGAGGGUGGGAAAAUGAGAACUUUCGGUACAAGCAAUCCUCAAGGCAGUAG
Molecule: messenger RNA, 6333 nt
Organism: Ilex paraguariensis (yerba mate)
Lineage: Eukaryota; Viridiplantae; Streptophyta; Magnoliopsida; Aquifoliales; Aquifoliaceae
Source: the annotation of a GenBank genome assembly